AGUCCUAAAGCCCUGUUUUCAGUUUUUGUUAGAAAUUCACCCACGCGAAUUUCUUUCGGCGUCAGGAACGCUAACGCUCUUCACGGAAACGAAAGCUGUUUUUGUUGGUGGUGGGGUUUUUUUGUUUUGUUUUGUGCCGCUGUGGCGGCCCGCAUUCCUUCCCUCCCACCUCGCGGAAUUGUGGCGGGAGGGGGAGGAGGAAGUUAAAGCGCCUGCGCAGAGAGGCUGCUUUCCAUCCGGGUCCCUGUCCGUGCGGUGCAGCAGGUCGGUAGGCGGGAAAUGGCGACUGGCUGAAGGAGCUGGUUCUGUUGCUGCUGCGGGCUAAGCUGGAAAGACACCACACAUUGCGCAGUCGGGACCUACACCGGAGCUUGUGGACACUUCUCUGUCGUCACAAUUAGUUUUACAUGUUGCACCCAUAAAAAAUGAGACUGAGAACACGAAAAGCUUCUCAACAAUCCAGUCCAAUCCAAACACAACGUACAGCCAGAGCAAAGAGGAAAUAUUCAGAGGUUGAUGAUAGCUUGCCCUCAGGAGGAGAAAAACCACCGAAGAAUGAAACCGGCUUGUUGUCUUCAAUUAAAAAAUUCAUUAAAGGAAGCACACCCAAGGAAGAGAGAGAAAAUCCUUCGAAACGGAGUAGAAUUGAACGUGAUAUAGAUAAUAAUUUAAUCACAUCAACACCAAGAACAGGAGAAAAACCUAACAAACAGAUAUCUCGAGUAAGACGGAAAAGUCAAGUAAAUGGAGAAGCUGGUAGUUAUGAAAUGACAAAUCAACAUGUAAAACAAAAUGGAAAAUUAGAAGAUAACCCUACAACUGGCAGCCCUCCACGGACUACAUUGUUGGGGACCAUAUUUUCUCCUGUCUUCAACUUCUUUUCACCAGCAAAUAAAAAUGGAACAUCAGGAUCAGAUUCCCCAGGACAGGCUGUGGAAGCUGAAGAGAUAGUAAAACAACUUGAUAUGGAACAAGUGGAUGAGAUCACUACCAGUACUACUACAUCAACUAAUGGAGCAGCUUACUCAAAUCAAGCAGUUCAAGUGAGGUCAUCAAUAAAUAAUGGCUUAGAAGAAGCAGAAGAAACAGUUAGUCGUGAUAUCCCACCCCUUACAGCACCAGUAACUCCAGAUAGUGGCUAUUCGUCGGCUCAUGCAGAGGCCACCUAUGAAGAAGACUGGGAAGUAUUUGACCCGUAUUAUUUCAUUAAACAUGUUCCACCACUAACAGAAGAACAACUAAAUAGGAAACCUGCUCUUCCAUUGAAAACAAGAAGCACACCAGAAUUCUCCCUAGUUUUAGACCUGGAUGAAACACUAGUGCACUGUAGUCUAAAUGAACUAGAAGAUGCAGCACUUACUUUUCCAGUCCUUUUCCAAGAUGUCAUUUAUCAGGUUUAUGUGAGAUUAAGACCAUUCUUCAGGGAAUUCCUGGAACGAAUGUCUCAGAUGUAUGAGAUCAUUCUUUUUACUGCUUCUAAGAAGGUGUAUGCAGACAAGUUACUGAACAUACUAGACCCUAAAAAGCAACUGGUCAGGCAUCGACUUUUCCGUGAACAUUGUGUUUGUGUACAAGGAAACUAUAUAAAAGACUUAAAUAUCCUGGGAAGAGAUCUUUCAAAAACUAUAAUAAUUGACAACUCACCACAAGCCUUUGCAUAUCAGCUUUCUAAUGGAAUCCCUAUAGAAAGCUGGUUUAUGGAUAAAAAUGACAAUGAACUCCUAAAAUUGAUUCCAUUUCUGGAGAAGCUUGUAGAACUGAAUGAAGAUGUCCGACCUCACAUCAGAGACAGAUUUCGCUUGCAUGAUUUGCUGCCCCCAGAUUAAACACAAAGACUUGUCAGAUGACUGAAGGGGGAGAGAAUGCAGGACCCUUUUGGACUAAGACAAAAACAUUGCCAUUACUGUUGAAAUUUUGCAUUUUUGUACCCCGUCUUGCUUUUCUUAUCUUUGGUGCCCAAUAAUAAUCAAGGGUUACAGAGAGAGACUUUAUCUAUCUCAGAUUGAAUACAUACAGUAGGUAGGCGAAAACAGAAGAGUCUUUAGAACUAGUGCAACUCCAGUGAAAUUUUUUAUGUACAGGACAUCUGCAGUUUAUAAAGAAUUCUGUUUCUGCCACCAGCAGUUUGACCUGUAGUCACACAGGAUUUUAUGAUAAUAACAGAGCUGAAAAUGGACUUUUAUUUUCUCUCUGUUCGGUGCUCUAAGUGGGUUUGUAGCCACUUUUCUGUUACUUUAAGAUUCUCAUUUCAACAGGAAUGGCCAGUAAAAGUUGUUUUAUUUUUCCUGUUAAGGUUUAUAACCUUUUUACAUUUUUGACCUGUAUUAGAUUAGAAAUUCAUUAUGCAUUCCUUUUAGUUGAGGCGCUUCAUAGUUUUCUUGAAAUAGUCAAUUUUUAGUUUUUAUUAUACAUUUGAAUGGCCGUUUUCCUGCUUUGUCUGCCUGCAUAUUGUAUAUUUGUUUAAAAAUAUUCUCUACUUUUAGUCCAUGUAAGUUUCAUUUAGCAAGACAUACAUUUAUAUUUUGUUUCUGUAAUAUUCUACUGUAGGUGAAAUCUUUUCAAAAAUCAAGAGACUGGGUAGAUAAGAAUAUAUGAGUGACUAAUAUUCAGAAGAUUUAAACCAUUGUGAUAGCAUGUAUUCCAAAUGGUAAUAUCUUGCAAUGGCACACAGAUUUAAUGGAUAAAGGUAUACCUCAGACUUCACUGUGCUGCUCACUAAUCUUUGAGGAGACUGAGUGUGGUCAACACCUGUUGGGCUUGAUUUGGUUACUGCUGCCUUUGGUAUUCUCCAGGAAUGAAGUAUUCAGCACAGUGGCUCAGUAUUUUUAGUUAUUUUGCAUGGGCUGGUAGUACCUCUGUUAUGCUCUCGGUUACAAUCAAUUUAAAACUAUGUAUAACAGUCUUGGUACCUAACAGUACCUAUGCAUCAUCCUGUGGCACAGUACACUCCCAGGCCACCAAAUGCAGUUCCUAUGCUGUCAUAGUGGUUUUCUAUGCUAUAUGAAAAUAGUCUGCAAGCCUUGGUUCUCUAAUGCAGCUACCAUAAAGAGGUUGAUAUUUUUAUAGUGGUGUGUAAUCUCCUUUUCGGGAGGCUUUUUAUGGAAGGUAGAAUUUGUAAAAGUUAGUAUGCUUUGCCUCUCUACUGCAUUAACAUACCACAGGCUCAGACUGUUUUUAUGUAAAGGAUGUCAAAGAACGGCACUUUUUCUAAAGAGAAGUUUGAUAUUUUGUAUGCUUGUUAAGAAAGUACAGUAUUGGAAAUUAAAGGUGGACAACUGAUAA
Molecule: messenger RNA, 3282 nt
Organism: Chrysochloris asiatica (Cape golden mole)
Lineage: Eukaryota; Metazoa; Chordata; Mammalia; Afrosoricida; Chrysochloridae
Gene: CTDSPL2
Product: CTD (carboxy-terminal domain, RNA polymerase II, polypeptide A) small phosphatase like 2
Exons: 13
Coding region: 426-1826 (466 amino acids)
Molecular function (GO): phosphoprotein phosphatase activity
Source: RefSeq, a predicted model, not a curated record